AAACUUUAUUGUGGUGAUGGCUUUGGACUUUUUGUAGUGAUCCAAAAGAGAGAGAGAGAGAGAGAGAGAGAGAGAGAGAGAGAGGGCAUUAAAUGAAUCUUUUAAGAAAUCUUUGUUGCUGUUGUUGUGAAUGCAUGGUGUGUCGGUUAAGGACUUGUUUGGUUGUUGCUGUUGUUGUUGGUUGUGCUUGAAUGGGUCUUUGUUGAGACAAAAAGAUGACAAGAGAGUGAAGGAAAAGCAAAAUCAUCAUCAAAUUCUUGAUGGGUUAUGAUUUUUUUUUUCUACUAUGGUUUAGUUUUCGAUCAAAGAUCCAUUUUUUCUGCUAAAUUCCGCAGAGAUUUUCUUGUUUAGAGUUAGUUACUGAUAUUUUUGGGGGGAGAGAGAGAGAGAGCACUUGUGAACUCAAGCGCCAUAUGUACUGUAAGCAUAGAGUUAGGGUUUUUAAUUUGGAAGUAAGGGUUGUUCUGCUACAAUAUUGAAUAAUCAGAGAGCUUCAAGUGAUAAACUUGGAGAAAAUGAGAGUUGUUUUGUUAAAUUUCUUGUGACGAGGCCGUAAUUUAUCGAAUUUUUAGUUUAGGGUGUGGAUUUUUGUAAUUGAAGAUCAGCAGUGAAGAUUUGUGUAAAACUUGAGGUUUUCUUGGGAGAAAUUCAGAGGAGUCUUCCAACAGAAAUAAUUUUUCCGGAUUUGAAGAACAGUACGAGGCUGGAACAUUCUGAUUUUCAGCUGUGUUUGGACACAUUAAUAUGCCUUUUCUGGUUUUCUUGGUGUUGCUGAGUAGAGAUAAAGAGCAUUUACUGUGAAAUGAUGAAGAAUUAGGGAAAAUCAUCUAAAGAACGUGGUUUUUAUGCAUUUUAGAGUUGUUUGAUUGGUGUUGUAUAAUCUGUCAAUUUGAGUCGAGAUGAUUACUUUCAUGGAAUCAAAAGAUAAAAUGAAGGAAACUGAUAAAUGCUUAGACUCUCAAUUGUGGCAUGCCUGUGCCGGGAGUAUGGUACAAAUGCCACCGGUGAAUUCGAAAGUGUUUUACUUCCCUCAGGGUCACGCAGAGCACGCGUUUGGGAAUGUCGAUUUUAGGAGUUUACCUAGGGUUCUGGCAUAUAUUCCUUGUAGAGUUUCCGUUAUCAAAUUCAUGGCGGAUCCCGAGACCGAUGAGGUUUAUGCUAAAACUAGGUUGGUUCCCAUUGGUGAUAAUGAGGUUAGUUUUGAUGAUGGAAUUGUGGGGAUGAAUGGAGUGGAUAACCAAGAUAAGCCCACUUCAUUCGCAAAGACAUUGACACAAUCAGAUGCGAAUAAUGGUGGAGGUUUCUCUGUUCCUAGGUAUUGUGCAGAGACAAUUUUCCCUCGGUUGGAUUACUCAGCAGAUCCUCCAGUUCAAACGAUCCUUGCUAAGGAUGUUCAUGGUGAGACUUGGAAAUUCAGGCAUAUCUAUAGAGGGACACCAAGGCGUCAUCUUCUAACGACAGGAUGGAGUACUUUUGUGAACCAGAAGAAGCUAGUUGCAGGGGAUUCAAUUGUGUUUUUAAGGGCAGAGAAUGGGGAUCUUUGUGUUGGAAUCCGGCGGGCAAAGAGGGGAAUUGGAGGUGGACCGGAAUCAUCGUCCGGCUGGAAUGUAUCUGUUGGGAAUUGUGUUGUGCCAUAUGGAGGGUUUUCGGCAUUUCUGAGAGAAGAUGAGAACAAAUUUAUUAGAAAUGGUAAUGAUAGCAGCUCAAGCAGUAAUGGGAAUUUGGUGGGCAGGGGAAGAGUGAGGGCUGAAUCCGUUAUUGAAGCUGCAACCCUUGCAGCCAAGGGACAGCCCUUUGAGGUUGUUUACUACCCUCGAGGAAGCACUCCAGAGUUCUGUGUGAAGGCCUCGCUUGUAAAGGCAGCAUUGCAAAUACGGUGGUGCUCAGGGAUGAGGUUCAAAAUGGCCUUUGAAACUGAAGAUUCUUCACGAAUAAGUUGGUUCAUGGGUACCAUAUCCUCUGCUCAAAUCUCCGAUCCCAUUCACUGGCCGGAUUCGCCUUGGAGGCUUCUUCAGGUGACGUGGGAUGAGCCUGAUUUGCUUCAAAAUGUGAAACGCGUCAACCCUUGGCUGGUGGAAUUAGUAUCAAACAUGCCCAACAUCCAUCUCUCCCCCUUUUCGCCGCCUCGGAAGAAGUUGAGACUACCGCAACACCCAGAUUUCCCACUCGAAAGCCAAUUUCCUAUGCCCACAUUUUCGGGCAACCUCCUUGGGGCCAGCAGCCCCUUCAGUUGUCUUCCUGACAACACUCCUGCUGGCAUGCAGGGAGCCAGGCAUGCUCAUUAUGGUUUAUCUUUAUCGGAUCUCCAUCUCAAUAAAAUGCAAUCAGGUCUGUUUCCGGCUGGUUACCCGCCCCUUGAUCAUACUGUUGUACCCAUCAGACCCUCAAAUAACCCCAUCAUCCAUAGGCCUAUCAACAUUGAGAAUGUUUCUUGCUUGCUAACCAUGAGUAAUUCUAUCCAGACUUCAAAGAAAUCUGAUAAUGGAAAGGCACCCCAGUUCGUACUUUUUGGUCAACCAAUACUCACUGAGCAACAAAUCUCUUUAAGCUGCUCUGGUGAUACAGUCUCGCCAGUUCGCACUGGCAAUAGUUUUUCAGAUGGGAAUGCAGACAAGAUAGCCAAUAAUUCUGAUGGUUCUGGUUCUGGUUCAGGUUCAGCACUUCAUCGUCCUGGCCUAACAGAGCGCUUAUCCUCUGACGGGCUCCAAUGGUACAAAGACCGAGAAGCUGACUCCAACUUAGAAACUGGUCAGUGCAAAGUCUUCAUGGAAUCGGAGGAUGUAGGUCGAACUCUUGACCUUUCAUUGCUUGGAUCUUAUGAAGAACUGUACAGAAAAUUGGCUAGCAUGUUUGGCAUUGAAAGUUCUGAGAUACUGAACCAUGUGCUCUAUAGAGACGUGACAGGUGCUGUCAAGCAGCUUGGAGAUGAACCAUUUAGUGACUUUAUGAAAACAGCUAGAAGAUUGACAAUUCUAACAGAUUCAAGCAGCGACAAUGUUGGUGUGUAAAGACUAGAGAUAGCUAAAUAAGACUCGAAUUUCGAUUGUACAGCUCGAUGUCCUAAUGCUUUGUUCCUGACGUCUGACUCUUCUUGGCCAUGGUGGAGGAAUUACCUUCUCUGAGGAUUUUCACUAUGCAAUCUUUAUUUGAAACUUCCUUUGGCAUCAGUUCAUUCUGCAGAUUUGUUGGUAUUUUAUUCCCAGAGUUUUGUUCUGACAUGUCAUAGGACAUGGUCUUUUAGCUUAGGCUUGUCAGAAUGGAUUGUAUUCUUCUAAGACGGUAAGGAGAAUUCUAUGUUGGAGAGAGACCUUUUGAUUUUUAUGCGUACAAGAAAACAUGUUUUUUUCCUCUUGGUUAUCUUUUUUUUUUUUGAUAG
Molecule: messenger RNA, 3376 nt
Organism: Ilex paraguariensis (yerba mate)
Lineage: Eukaryota; Viridiplantae; Streptophyta; Magnoliopsida; Aquifoliales; Aquifoliaceae
Source: the annotation of a GenBank genome assembly